AAGUAAACCGUCACUUCGUAAGCACAAGUCGCUGAAAUCGGUCGCACAGUCUCCCGCGUCGAGUGCCGUUGAGUGAUUUAAGCCACGAUUUCUGAGCUGGAUUGGGCAGCAGCACCUAGCCAUACGAACGAAUUGGUCCGAAUAGCCCGCCGAGUGCUGAGUUUUGGAAUCGUUUAAGCCAACACACCCUACACGCUCUCGGCUUCUCGACUCCUCGUCUCUCUUUUUCAUCCGGAGCUCAAGCCAUCGGUGCGUCUCUAUCUCGGAGUUAUCUGUGGGACAUAUUCUGUGUAUAGUUUAAUACAUCGAGUGGGUCGUAAAUCUUCGACGCAUCGUAAAUUAUUAAAUAGCUCGCAUCGCAGCGUGCCCAUAUUUUACAGCAGUUGAGAGCUCCCCGUCCAGGAGGACAAACAGCCCCAAAAUUUCGAAAACAACGAAAAUGGUGUUCGACUGCGGAGUCUGGUGUGCAAAGUAUUUGCUUUGCAUAUUUAAUUUUAUAUUUUUUGUGCUAGGCACAAUUAUAUUCGGAGUCGGACUAUGGCUGGCCGUCGACAAGCACUCGCUGAUUGCUCUCCUCAAGCUGGUCGAAAGCGAACGCAUCGAGCAAUUUACACAGCCUCAGGUCAUAGAGCAACUGGCCUACGUUCUGCUCGUCAUCGGAGCUGUCAUGUUCUUCAUGAGCUUCUUGGGAUAUCUGGGGGCGAUGCGGGAAUCUCGCUGUCUGCUUUCUACGUAUGGAACCUUUUUGAUACUCCUACUGAUUGCUGAGAUUACGGCUGGUGGCUUGGCUGCCUUCUAUAAGGACAGAGUUCGGGCCGAGAGCAAGACCUUCCUGCAGACGACCAUCACCAGCUACUCCCUGGGCGAGAAUGUGGAUGCCACUUCGCUGAUGUGGAACCAGUUGAUGGGCAACUUUGGCUGCUGCGGAAUCUCCGACUAUCGCGACUUUGAGGCCUCGUCGGCGUGGGUGAAUGGAAAGGGCAACCGCACCAUACCGGAGGCCUGCUGCAUCCUCAAGGACGUGGCUAAGUUGGUGCCACGUGAUGAGGACUGCACCACCAAUCCCAGCGAUAGCAACAGUUUCUACAAGAAGGGCUGCUAUGAGGUCUUCACCGAGUGGCUGAUUGGACAGCGUGAACUGAUCAUCGGUGUCAUUGUGGUGGGCAUUGUCCACCUGGUCCUGAUCAUCCUGGCCUUUGCCCUGUGCAAGGCCUUUGCCAAAUACAACGAUAUGCGUCUGUAAAUCAGUGCGCCAGUGUUGUGAGAAGUAGUAGGAAGUAGUAGGAACGAGCCAAAACAGCAG
Molecule: messenger RNA, 1303 nt
Organism: Drosophila bipectinata
Lineage: Eukaryota; Metazoa; Arthropoda; Insecta; Diptera; Drosophilidae
Source: RefSeq, a predicted model, not a curated record